This is a messenger RNA of Corvus hawaiiensis (hawaiian crow), 9064 nucleotides long. RefSeq names its product transcription factor Dp-2 (gene TFDP2). Gene Ontology annotation, biological process: regulation of transcription by RNA polymerase II; regulation of cell cycle. Gene Ontology annotation, molecular function: RNA polymerase II transcription regulatory region sequence-specific DNA binding; DNA-binding transcription factor activity, RNA polymerase II-specific. The record is from RefSeq and is a predicted model, not a curated record. The transcript is spliced from 13 exons. Gene Ontology annotation, cellular component: nucleus; transcription regulator complex. Lineage: Eukaryota; Metazoa; Chordata; Aves; Passeriformes; Corvidae. The coding region runs from base 209 to 1564 and encodes 451 amino acids.
CCCGGCCGAGAGGCGUCGUUGGCGCGGCGCGGCUGGAUCGCUCCUUGCCGCGGCGGCUGCCAAGGGACCGUCGCCGUCUCGUCGCCUCAGCGCCGCUGUCUGGGCCCGGCCCGCGCCGCCGCCCGCCUUACCUUUCGUCCGUGGCCGGGCCUGCGGGAUGUUCAUUUUAAAGAUUCUGUGAAGAUGAAAAGGGAUAUCUUAUGGCUUUAUGAAGUAUAAAGCAAUACUGCCUGACAUGACGGCAAAAAAUGUUGGUGUGACUUCCACAAAUGGAGACUUGAAAGGAUUUAUAGAUCAGAACCAGAGUCCAACAAAAGGUAAUAUUUCAGUAAUCGCAUUGCCAGUUUCCAGCACCAACUCUCCGACUAAGAUUUUGCCAAAAACCUUGGGACCAAUCAAUGUGAAUGUUGGACCCCAAAUGAUCAUAAGCACACCACAAAGACUGACCAGUUCGGGGAAUGUUCUGAUUGGGAGUCCGUAUAACCCAGCUCCAACGAUGGUCACACAGACACAUAUAACAGAAGCUUCUGGCUGGGUCCCAGGGGAGCGAAAACGGACUCAAGAAAUUAUAGAGUCAGAUUUUUCAGAAAGUAAGAGAAGCAAGAAAGGAGAUAAAAAUGGAAAGGGUCUGAGGCAUUUUUCAAUGAAAGUUUGUGAAAAAGUUCAACGUAAAGGAACAACUUCAUACAACGAAGUCGCUGAUGAGCUUGUAUCAGAAUUCACAAAUUCUAACAGCCACCUAGCAACAGAUUCACAGGCUUAUGAUCAGAAAAAUAUUAGACGGAGAGUUUAUGAUGCCCUCAACGUCCUGAUGGCAAUGAACAUAAUUUCAAAGGAGAAGAAGGAAAUCCGGUGGAUCGGCCUUCCUACAAACUCAGCUCAGGAAUGUCAGAAUCUAGAGAUAGAAAAACAGAAGCGGAUUGAAAGGAUAAAACAGAAGCGAGCCCAGCUGCAAGAACUGCUGCUGCAGCAAAUAGCAUUUAAAAACUUGGUACAAAGAAAUCAGCAAAAUGAACAGCAAAAUCAAGGCCCUCCAUCUUUGAACUCCACAAUACAGCUGCCUUUCUUAAUAGUCAACACUAGCAAAAGAACAAUUAUAGACUGCAGCAUAUCAAGUGAUAAAUUUGAAUACCUCUUUAAUUUCGAUAAUACUUUUGAGAUUCAUGAUGACAGCGAGGUGCUGAAGAGAAUGGGAAUGUCCUUUGGACUCGAAGCAGGCAAAUGUUCAGCUGAGGACCUAAGAACCGCAAAAUCACUGGUGCCAAAAGCUUUAGAAGGCUACAUCACAGAUAUGUCUGCAGGAUUUUCAUGGAUAAACCAAGGGUUACUUUCAAGUUCAGCACAAGCAGUUUCCCAUUUCGAGGCAGCUGGAGGCACUUACGAUGCUAAAUCAAGUGAGAAUCCAGGGUUGUGUUUGGAUGCUGAAGUGGCCUUAGCAACUGGGCAGCUGCUUGCCCCUAGCAGUCAGCAGUCCAGCAGUGCAGCGUCCCGGGGGGAGACGCCCUGCUCCUUCAACGAGGAAGAGGAAGAGGAUGAAGAUGAGGAUUCUUCCUCCCCAGAAUGAGGACAGUAGAAAAUGGAAUAUGCAAAAUGCUGCUCAAGUAUUCUUAAUGGGAGUUCCUAUUUGGAUUUUAUUGGUUUCUUGCCUUGGUUUGCACUGUGUUCAGUGAAGCAAAAUGGAAGCUUCAAAACAAGUUUAUCCAUAGCUGAAAUUGAAAAAUUUUAUAACUGAACACAGAGUGACAUGCAGAGACAGAGCAAAGUGGGUUUUAUCAACUACAAAUGAGGAAAAGAACAAAGUCCUUGGAGAUUUGGCAAAGUAAACCUUAAGUUCAUCUUUUCCAUUCUGGGACUCACACCUCUGUCUUCCCCAUGUCUUUUUCAGAUGGAGAACAGAGUCAGUCAGUCAGUAAAAGCCAAUUCUUGCAUUGUCUUUUGGCUGUGCUGCCUUUAAAAAAAGGGGGAGAGAGAGCACACGCAAAUGCGCCAAAAUCGUUAUUUAAAAUUAUCUUGUAUGAACGUGGUUAUAGGGAAAAGGGGCUGUUCAAAUGUUUGCUUUUUUUCUGUUCAACUUGCUGUAUAGAAGAUUCUUAAAGUAAUAUAAAUUGCAAGUGAUUAAAUGAAUCUUGAAAUAGUUUAAAUCCACUUUAGAUACUCUAAAAGUAACAUUAGUAUAAAAGGUUCGUAUGUUCAUUUAUAUUGCCAGCCUAAUUUAUUAUAAGUGAUUAUUCUUAGCCAUUAUUAAAACAGUCAGGAAAAAAACCAGUAUUCUCUGCACCAGCCUUUUUCAAGAAAAAGAUUAAAGAAUUGUAUUUCUAGAUUACAGUGUAUUCAGUGUAGCUUCUCCUUUACUGUUCUAACUAUAUAAACCCUUUGAUGUUAGAGCAUGUGUUGUUUUUUUUAAAAAGGCCUCCUACCAUGUUAAGGAUCUCAGGCAGCAUGUUUUCAAGGCAGUCUUUUCAAAUUUGGGGCGGGCAGGUCAUAUAAAUUUUAAAGUCAUAGGCUGAGGCCCUUAGGGAAAAAAAAUAAAAUGUCAACAGUACAUCAUUUCAUGUUUUGCAUACUGGUCAGCUUGGAUUCUGACAGACUUUCUUAUCAGUAGCUUCAGUUGCACUCACCUUGAUGCACCUUUGAAAAUAGUAUCAAACCACUUAAAAUAAUCUAUGGCUCAAGUUACAUAACAUGUAUUCCAUGUGAACUGUUACAUUAGACUUGCAGCAGGAGGCCGUGUUUUCCAUAGCUAACAUCACAUCCAAUCAUAAACACCUUUUUGAAAAAACACAAAACUUGAAUAUCAGUGCAAAAUACACUGUAGAUGUACUCUUUCCAUGGUGUUCCAGCAUCCAGGACUUUAACUAGUCUCUAAGUUAACUUUUUCAUUAGGUAAAUCUUUUUCAGUUUUUAUACUGUCUGUAGGUAGUUGCCCUGUGUCUCAUCUGUCUGAGGCAGCUGUCCUGGCUCUGUUCCUGCACUGGGAGAUGAGGCAGUUUGUCCUGUUGCUCACCUGAGCAAUGGCAGCAGACUGUCCCUGGGCUGCUGGGAGCAUUACUCUCACAGCCUGGGCCAUGUCACAUCAUCUUUUACAGCCAAACCUGCACUCACUCAGGCCAGCGAGAUCCAGAAGCACCAAGCCUGAGCUACAGAGAGAAAAUGAAGCUCCAGCUCGAGAGCUGCCUAGCCAUGUGCAGGAGUUAGCACAGGACUGGCUGCUCACAGGACAGGUAAAACUGUGAGGAGCAGACAAGCACCAUGUGCAUGUUUACAUUACAAACUAAAGCAUGCAGACAGAAACUUUUCACAGAUAGUUCAAACUCCUGCACGUGAGGAGUACCUGAGGGCAGCCCCAGUAAGUAAGUAUGACUCUUGACUGAGCUAUCUAUUUUACACAAAUGAGCUGCAAAUGCACAAACUAAAAAACACCAUGAUAUUCAGCCUUAGGGCAAGACUGUUAAGCCAAUGUUGUGCUCAUGGCUCACAGGCAACAAAAGACUGAGGGCUUUACACCCCCUCACUUCCACCGAAUCUGUAACACUACCUCUAUACCAAGAAAGCUUUACAGAUACAAAACAAUGUUCUUGCUGAGAGAGUCAGUGCACUUGAGCAAAGUGCCUCACUUUUGAAAUGGGGGGAGAAGGGAACAGGUACUCCAGACAUACUACUAUGGAAUUGUCAGCUUCAUGAAUGACCUUUCAUUUAAACAGAUAAUCACUUUCAUUCUUAAAAACUCAUUGCUUUUUCAAAAACUGUCCUGUCAGUCAGCUUUCAUUGGAGAGGGCAGAUCAAAGAUAACUUACAUAUGCAUGAUCCUAAGGAAUUCUUAAAGAGGGAAAUAUCUUCCAAAGUAGUUAUACCUCCCUCCCCCCCAACAAUACAUUAGGGACACAUUUAACUUCACACUUUCUUCACACUUCCCACUCAAGAUUUGUGUAAAAAGAAAAAUCAGCAAAACACUAAACAGUUCCUAAAGAGCAGCACUUUGAACUAUAAGAACUUGGCAAAAAAAGGCAUUCCAGAGAAAAAAAUACAUUCCAGAAAUGGAAUGUAUUUUAUUAGCAGUCAGUGGGCUUUACAGGGGGAAGAUCUUCAAUGAUACCUUUCCUCCAUUGAUGUCUGUGCCCUUCAAAGCUGCAGCCUGCACAGCUGCUUGCUUUCUGGCAAACAUCAAGCUAUCAAAUUUAAAGAUAAAAAAUAAAAAAUAUGGGAGCACAUAACAUUUAUUUGACAGUUGAACCAAGCCUUUACAAGUUACUUUUCCUGGACUAGUUGAAUACAAAGGACAAAACAAGUUAGAACAUUUAGAAGAGACUUCAAAAGUAAAUUCUUUCCUUGGGCUUCUUUGUGCCAAGUACCAGUUGAGGAUGAAGUUCAACUAAAGCACUGUGGUCUUGUGGCUACACUAAAGUCUGGGAACUAGGAGAAUUUGGGGCCUUAUCCAGCCAUAGUCACUUGUGUAUGAUCUCAGGCAAGCCUUUCAAUCAUUCCUGGUGAUCUUAGCUGCCAUAUUUAAAAAAGAAACAAAACACACACACAAAAACCACAAACCAAAACAGGUAAAUGCAAGACCUCACUAAAGGCAGCUGCAAUUGUGAGUAACAAGGGGGUUGAGAAUAUUAACAAACCACAGAGCUCACACUAAGCUCAUGGCAGUGCUUGUGCUCAGCUGCUUCAGCACACAGGCCCUCCCUCCUGCUGAGAGGCAGCAGACACUUUCCACAAUAAAAUGGUCAUGACCAAGACUGGUUUUCCCAUUUUCUAUUCAGCUCCCAUCAUCUUCUCCUGUCUCAUGCAAUAGCCCUGACAUUCAUUGACAGGAAUCAAGCAGCAACUGGUACUAGAUCAUACGUCAUAUAAGGAAACCUUAACAUUUAAAUUUCCAUGCAACUUAUAUUUAAGAUAAAUUUAAGUGAUGUUUCUGUGUCUUGGAACACUCUCUCACUUAUACAUUCAAAAGCCACUUGGCUGCAAGCAAUGUAAUGCUGCAUGUAAAUGCUUUUAUAGCUAUAGUGAAGUAAACAGCUUUAUUUCUGGACUGACUUUGUGGUGCUUGAAAGAUCUAAAUUUGACUUAGAAAAACUUGUCAGCUCCACUAACUAAAUGACAAAAUACAAAUGGGAGACAGCAUUUUUCUAUUAUGUGGAAAUCUGACAUAAUGUUUGUGAAUUUUGGUAUUUAAAAUUGUAUUAAAGUGCACCAGUGUUCUCAUUUCAACACUGGAAUUAAUGCCAACAAUCCACCUAAUCUCAGAAAGUGUGUGUAUCUAAGCAAAUAAGACAAUUUUAACUGAGAGUAUGACUUCAACUAACACCAUUAAACCCAGUACAAGCCACACUGUAGGUGUUUCCAUUUUGGUUAAGGGGUUUUAAUUUUUAAACUACAGCUUGCAAAUACCCCUAAUCCUUUUGAGCAGCUGGAAAUUGCUGACAAUACAGAAUUUCCACAGAAGGGCUUCUGCUGAUCCACUAUGUCAGCCUGAAGUAACAUUAUGUAAAAAGGCCUAAUAACCAAAUUUUAAUCCUUUUGUUUUUUUAAAGGAAAAUGAGGCCUUCAAGUUCAUACAUGAAAUGAUGCUUGAAUUUAGAAUUCCACAGUUAAGAUUUAAAAGCUCAAGUGCUCUUUCUUUUGAACCAAUCCACCAUUUUAAUUCAAGAGCAUGGCUGAAACUUAACCACAUUUGAACUCUCGGUAAUACUCCUUUCUGUAGUAACUGGCCCUUUUCAGCUGAAAAUAAUCCAGGCAGUUGAUUGUAAAGACUUUCCUUUUAGUGAGUUAAAGAUGCUUGGGGUUUGGAUUCAUAUAAAAACAAAGCCAGUACCACAGGGUAUGGUCUAGAGAAAACAAACCAAAACAAGCUAUCUUCUGCCUGAGCCACCUCAUUUAUAUCUUUUCAUUGCCAAGAAUCUCUCAGGAACAUGAUGAUAUUAAAUAACCAGAUAUAAUGAGCUGGGGGAAGACUACUAAAUUUAAAUCACUUUUAAUUUGUGACUUUAAAAAUUCUAGUAAUAGCCAUACUUUGGGGUGACAUCCUUCUGCUGCAGUUGGGUCACUCGGAGGUCUGGUCUAUUUUGUGGCUAAAGGUGUCUCAGCUGUCAGCACUGGGAAGUGGUGCCUCUUGCAGCAUUAGUGAUGAACAGGGGAGAGAGAGGCCAAGGACCUGUUUAUGGAGGUUUUGUUCUUUAAAAUGUGCCACUUGUUGAAUUCUGGCCUCUGUCUGCAAGCAGUACACCAAUGAAUCAUUUGUUAAUUUGUGGACAUCACACACCUACCUGAGCAUGUGAACAGCUUUAAGUACUUAAUUUUCUGCUGGCAGGUAUUCACAUAACCCAAUCCUGAUACCAUAAAACUUCCUGAACCUCAUUCCUUAGACUUAAAAGUUCCCAAAUCAGAUUAUCUCUUUCCUGUUUAGCUGUUAAAAUUUUGUCUGGUGAGUGUUUUUAAGAGGCUGUGAGUAACUCUUCUCCCCCGAUCCUGUAUAUUGCCAAAAAAAUACUCAUAACCAAUGUUAUUCCCAGUUCUUCAUUCCAUCUGCAAAGGAUUACCAUCUUUUCAAGUCACUGUAGAGCUGCAUGUACAAGAACCUGCCAGAUCUUUCAGUCUGAUUGCCUGAGGUGGCAUCUAUGGAUCUCUCCCCAGCUGGCACUGACAGUGAGGGGUGGGAAUGCUCAUUAAAGCAGUCUGACAGUAACAACUGAAGGGGCUGUUUGUCACAGCUCUUCAGAGAUUGUACAGUCACUCUCCACCUUUAAUACUACCUUGUCCGGCUACCCCAGAGAUCAGCCAAAACCAAACUGUUUUCUUUCUGCUUCCAUAUUUUUGACAGUACCCUAGAAUCCAAUAUUUAGGAUAUCCACCUAAACUGCAGGACACCAAAAAUCCUUUCCCAGAAUUGGACAGAAGUAACAUCUGAGAUCUAAGCAUCCAAAUCCCAAAGGAAAGCCUCCUGCUUAGGAACAACAUGGAGCAAAUAAAUACUUCUACAUUUAUCUAAGGAGAAAAGCAGACUGACCUGGAUCAGGUCAGUAUCUGUAACAGGGCCAUGAUAAUUCCAAGCAGAUACAGGAACCUCCCAGUAGCCCAAACUCACAUCUCUACUUAGUCUUCUGUACUGGCUAGAACAAGUGCAGUUACUUAGAUCUGACUUCUCUAAAUGCCAUUCUUAAGUACUCAACACUCUCCAGGCAUAGGUACUUUAGAUAUAUGGACACCAUGGGGGAGCAGGAUACAGCAAUGUCAAAUUUAAAUCCAGCUGUAGAUGCAGGUCAAACUCAUCUAUGCAGAAACUUUUUCCAAGACAAAAUGAGUCUUUACUGGUGAGUUGGCUUUAGCCCAUUCUCCUUCUGCAGGCUGAGUGAAACACUCGUUCUCACACUGCCUGGUUCUUGUGCUGCCCAGCUGCAUGAGCCAGGCAGCCAGAGAGGAAAAAAACACCACAUAUCCACAGCCCUUCCUGCUGACAUUUUACGAUCACAUACAACUACCCUGAAUGGCCACAAAAGUUAAAAUGAUCAGGAAAGGUGAAGUCCACAAAAUCAGUCUCCAGGCGUUUCGGUGGGUUGUUAAAUUACUAUUGUAACUUUAACAAUUAGUACAUUUGGUUGUACUCAUGCAGGGAUUCUCCCAGAAUUUCCCCAGGAAAACACAAAAUGAAUCACAAUCCAUCAUACAAGUUUCUGGCACAUUCCCUUGUCUUAAAGGCCAUGCUGUAUACAUGAAAAAUACUUCAGAGAAGCAUAAUGCAAAUGUUAUGACACUGUAUCUCACAAACAGCUACUGUAAAAAAAUUAAUCCUACUCCGAACAAACCUGUAAGAAGUAGGAUGUGAGUCUGUCCUCGUUCAUGCCCUGGGACCAAGGCACAGCCUUUGUGUUUGCAUAUCCUACAUGGCAUCAGGAGUAACCGGCCAGCAAGCACAGGCAGAGUUUUACACCAGGACAUGUUUGUUGGCACCUGGGGAAUCAUCUGGCAGUAGAUGAGUCCUUGGUAAUGAGUGAAUGCUCAUAUGCCAUCAGCCCGUGUUCUGAAGGUGCUACAACAUGCAGCAAGGGGUAGAAAAGUCACGUGUGGCCCUCCAUCCCCCCUUACAGUAGCACUUUUUAAUAUCCACUAUAUUCUACAUGGAAGAAAUUGUAGAGACACUUCCUUUUUAUAUUUAAAAUGUAGAAACCACUUGAAAGCCCAUUAACUUUUAAAUUAAAUAAAACUUUUUUUUUAAGAACAAGGCCAGUCAUGGACAAAGCUAUUUUAUGACUUCCAAUGCUGAACUCAAAGCAGGGUUUGUAAACAUGGUGGGUGGGAAGAGACAAAUCCAAUUACAAGGAUACUAAUUAUAUGGGAUUUGAAGUUUUAAUUAAUUUUUUUAAUCUACUUAUCUUGCUCUCCCAACAUGUGUAUUGGCACAAAGCGUCACACAAACACUUUAGUGGAAAUUUUUCUCCCUUUUCUUGUGCUAAACUCUUUUAUCUUCAGGACAGUCCAAGCUUCCCAUUCAUCUUCAUUUGCUGCAUAUUUUUGAAUUCUCCAUAGAUUUCUUUCUUUCCAAAUACCUAUAAAUUAUAGACUAAAGUUUUAUUUUUGCAGAAAGUCUGCUAUUAAGCUAUGUUGAUUUUUUGUUCUGAUCAAAUAGUGUUAAUUUCUACUGCCACAUUGCACGUGGCUAGGAGUAGUGUAAAAAAGAAUGUGGUAGUAUUUUAUGUGCUUUAAACACUGAAAAAUGUAUACAGAAAAGUGCAUAUACAAAGUCUUACUUUCCUAAUAGGAACACUGGCAUUAGCAAAUAGUAUAUUUGAACCAAUAGGAAAUAUUACUUUGUAGUAGCAAACACUUUGUAAAUAAAAACUUGUUAUUUUUUUAAUGGAAAUUUUAUAGAAGCUUUUUCUGUAUACUCAAUUGAUCCCAUGUUUACUGAAAAUGCUGCAAGUGGGAAUUGUACAUUGCAAAUGGGGGUGGGGAGCAGACAGUCUGACUGAGGUGAAAGCUGUGUAUGCUUUGGAGAAGAACAUCCAGUUUUCUGUGGACUGGAAUGUAAACCUUAACUGUAGAAGAACUGAAUAAAAGAAUUUCAAGGCAA